GGAUAAUCUUUAUAAAUACUUGAAUAUAUAUAUAUAUAUAUUCGAUUCAUCUUCAAAGUUUCACAGUUCAUUUAAACACAGUUACAACAACACCACGAACAACAACAACAACAACAACAAGAGAAUGACAACUGAUUUACCUGAAGUAACUGGUGGUCCAAUAUGGUUACGUAAAAUGCGUACAUUAUUUCGUCGUCUUGAUUCAUGUGGACAUGGUUAUUUAAUGAUUGAUGAUUUAUUAGAUAUUGGUACAACAAUAUUUAAUAUUUAUCCUAAAAUGUUAUCAUAUAAAUAUGAUGAAUUAGUUAAAACAUUAGUUUAUUUAUGGUAUCAAGUAUUAUGUACUCAUGUAUCUAGGCAAUUAGCAACUACAAUAAAUAUUAAUGAAAAUACAUUUAUUGAUAAUUUAUUAAAUGCAUUUCAUAAUGAUUUUUAUCAAUAUUUUAAUGAAAAAUUUAUUCUACCAUUAUUUGUUGCUAUGGAUCAAGAUGAUGAUAAUUAUAUAACAAGUACAGAAUUUCAAACAUUAAUGAUUGCAUGGAAAUCAAUACCAAAAGAUUGUGAAUUAAUAUUUCGUUACUAUAGUGAUAAAAAUAAUAAAUUAAAUAAAGAAAAUUUUCAAAAAAUUUUUAUUGAUUAUUUUAUGUCAGAUAAUAUAAAUAGUAAUAUAAUAAAAUUAUGGGGACCAUUAAUUAAUUAUAAACGUGCUGAAGAUUAUGGUACUAUAGAUUGUGGUCCUGUAUGGGAAGGUAAAAUACGUACUAUGUAUAGACGUUUAGAUAUAAAUGAAACAAUGAAAUUAAAAUGUCAUGAUUUAUUACAAAUUGGACAAUUUUUAAUACAACGUACACAUUUAGAUAGACGACGUGCUGAUGCUGUAAUGCGGUCUAUGUUAAAUAUAUGGGUGAAAUUUUUGGCUAUAGAUAAAAAUGGGGAACAUUUAGAUGAAAUUCGUGAAAUUGAAUUUGUACACAAUAUGAGAGAAAUGAUCAAUGGUGAAUAUCGUCAUGAAAUUGAUCAAUUUGGAUGGACAUUUUUUAAAGCUAUAGAAAUUGAUAAUAGCGGUUUUAUAUCACAAGCAUCAUAUCGUAUAUUACAAGAAGCAUGGCAUGUUGGACGAGAUGAAGCUGAAGGAAUGUUUAAAAUAUUGGAUAGUGAUAAAGAUGGUAAAAUUAGUAGUGAUGAAUUUCUUACAGCAUGGAAUGAAUUUUUUCUUAGUGAAGAUCCACAUAGUCCAUAUAGAAUGUUUUUUGGUCCAGUUAUAUCACGUCCUACAGAAGCUAGAUAAAUAAUCAAUCAAUCAAUCAAUCAAUC
Messenger RNA from Schistosoma intercalatum, 1314 nucleotides. Lineage: Eukaryota; Metazoa; Platyhelminthes; Trematoda; Strigeidida; Schistosomatidae. The record is from the annotation of a GenBank genome assembly.